Pseudomyrmex gracilis is the source of this 2951-nucleotide messenger RNA. RefSeq names its product kinase suppressor of Ras 2 (gene ksr). Gene Ontology annotation, molecular function: ATP binding; protein kinase activity. The coding region runs from base 216 to 2864 and encodes 882 amino acids. Gene Ontology annotation, biological process: protein phosphorylation. The record is from RefSeq and is a predicted model, not a curated record. NCBI's taxonomy places the organism in Eukaryota, Metazoa, Arthropoda, Insecta, Hymenoptera, Formicidae. The transcript is spliced from 16 exons.
UGAUCACCGGGCGACGCCGAUUGACGUCACCGAUAGGCGACCAAGAUGGUUGUCAUCGUCGAGAAGGGUUAUUCGAAUAACCGAUAAUAACAUUUUGCUCCUAAGCAGAGGAGCCCGGUGCGCGCGGUCAACGUUAUGGCCGUCAAGUGAGGGCCCGAUCCGCGAUUCCUGCGGUGAAAAUCCGUCCGUUAGUCCCUCGAGCGGUUGCACGAGGAAUGGCGGACGGCGAGGAUGAGGAGCCGAAUGCAGUAUAUGUCUUGAAUAUCCUACAAGAUCUGAUUGACGUUUCCGCCGAACGACUCGAGGGCCUGCGGACUCAAUGCUCCACUAGCGCGGAACUCACUCAACAGGAGAUAAGGACGCUCGAGGGGAAACUAAUAAAAUUAUACACUAAACAACUUGUGACAAAAGCUAAAUUGGCAGAUUCAUUACAAGCAGAAAUGAAACACUGUCCAUCAUUGCGACAGUGGUUAAGUGUAGUUGGUCUCACUCAAGAAUCAAUUCAGAUGGUUUGUUCCGAGGUAAAUUCCCUUGAGGACCUAAAAGAAAAGUCUGAGUAUGAGUUAGGUUGUAUGUUAGGCAAAAAUAACGUACGUUAUGACGAGGAACUUCGUAAGCUCUGCAAAGCAUUGUAUAACUUACGGCGAUAUAUGGAUGUUGUUAUGAGAGAAGAUGUGGAAACUUGUAAUAUGGACUUGUAUUGGGACUCCUGGGACAAGCAUCAUUUGCGCACAGGAGCUUCUCCUAGGCCUGUUCGAUCUCGUGCUACACGGUGUUCGGUUCCAUCAAAAGAUAGCAUUCCAUAUCAAAAUAACAACAAUCUGAACAGUGAUAUAUUAGCACAACCUUCGUCUGUAAUGUCACCUAGUCCUCCUCGCACCCCUCCAUUACUGAAGCAAAGAUGUGAAAUUAAACUUCCAAUAACUCCUCCUACAUGCAAAAAACAUCAGAUUGGUGUGCAGAGUAGCACAUCACAACCUGAAGUAUUUCCAUUAACUAAGUCAAAGUCUCACGAAUCACAAUUAGCAAAUCGUCUUGAACAUACACAUAACGAUAAUACAUCAUUACUUAGGAGAAGAAAUCGUUUACCAACAGAACCAAGUUCAUCCUGUAGUACAACAGAUUCUAGGAAAGCAGAAAAUCUCUUGCCAAACAGUAGUAGUUCUAAACCGUCACCUUAUUAUAGUACAGAAACUGAUGAAACCUGUUUUAAGGGAACAGCAAGUCUUCAAGUGCCAAAAUCUCCACGUACUCGAACUGUGACUCGCGCCAUGGGUCAUAUAAUUGCUCAUCGCUUUAUCAAAACUUUUUUCGUGAUAACAACAUGCGAUUACUGUGACAAGCAGAUGUUUGGCCCUAAUUUAAAAUGUGUAGAAUGUAAAUAUAAAUGUCACCAAGCUUGCGAAUCCAAAGUACCUCCCUCGUGUGGCCUACCUCAAGAACUCUUCAAUGAGUUUAAACGAGCUGUGCAAAAUGACGGUAUGAUUGAUCCUGCAUCGGUAUUAAAUCAACAUAGUGUAACAUCUCCAAACACUCAUUCUCAACAUGUCUCAAGUUUACCUUUGGCUCGGAAGGAUCGAAGACAGUCGCAUACACACUCUUCUAUUAAUACACCUUUUCAGGGUGCAGAUUCUAGUUCAAAUACCUCAAGCUGUAACAGCUCAACGCCUUCUAGUCCAGCAUUGCUACCUGCCAAUACUAGCCAGACUCCACAGGCAUCUGUCAAACAGCAGCAGUUUCAUUUUCCAGACAUAUUAAAUGAUAAAAGAAGAGUAACAUUUGAGUUACCUAGAUCCGACGACGCAGUUAUGUUGAGUGAUAAUGAGAAAACAAUAACCACCUUGGGAUCUGGUAGUAUUAACACAAACUCAGAAAGGAUACCAGUGAGAAAUGAUUCUCAAGAUUCUCAAGUUUCUGAUAGUGACAUAUCCGUGACAAAUCGAAAUCAAGCCAGUAUGCAAGAAUGGGACAUUCCAUAUGACGAAUUAAAGAUCGGCGAACCGAUCGGAACGGGAAGAUUUGGUACAGUAUACAGAGGCAAUUGGCAUGGAGAUGUUGCGAUUAAAGUCUUGAAUAUGGACUGUUCGGACAAUGAUAAGAUAUUAAAAGCAUUCAGACUAGAGGUAGCGACAUUUCGAAAAACUCGACACGAAAAUUUAGUUUUAUUUAUGGGUGCUUGUAUGAAGCCUCCCCGAUUGGCCAUAGUGACUAGUCUGAGUAAAGGAAUGACACUUUAUACACAUAUUCAUUUACGAAAGGACAGAUUUGGAAUAAACAAAAUAACUAAUAUAGCUCAACAAAUUUGUCAGGGCAUGGGAUAUCUUCAUGCUCGCGGAAUAAUUCACAAAGAUCUAAAGAGCAAAAACAUAUUUCUAGAACACGGAAAAAUUAUAAUAACAGAUUUCGGUUUGCUCAAUGUUACUAAGUUGUGCUAUGGAAAUGGGAAAGCAAAUAGGCUGAACAUACCACCUGGUUGGUUAUGUUACUUGGCACCUGAAAUUGUUCAACGACUGACACCGCAACAAAAUCGGGAUCAGAAAGAGUUACCUUUUACAGCUGCUUCUGAUGUUUAUGCAUUUGGAACUGUCUGGUACGAGCUAUUAUGUGGCGAAUGGCCUUUUAAAGGUGAACCUCCUGAAGCUAUUAUUUGGCGAGUAGGGACUGGUAUGAUGCACACAUUAGCAAACUUGGAAGCUUCUGAAGAAGUAAAGGAUAUUUUGAUGCUUUGUUGGUCGUAUCAAGUAGAGAAACGCCCCGAUUUUCCGAAGCUCUUAACUAUCCUCGAAAAGCUGCCUCGAAAACGGCUAGAACGCAGUCCAUCUCAUCCAAUACAACUCUCUCGUUCCGCAGAAUCCGUACUUUGACUAAAAUUCUGCAGGACAAAAGCUAUGGUGACACAUAUUUAAGUUUAUUUAAAUGCGCUGUUCUCUCUUUCACACAUACAUACACAC